AUGUGCAAGUCAUGUAAACAAUGGUCACUCACCUGGACCGAUAACGGAGAUUGGGAAAUAGAUGACAUCAUUACGCCAAGAGUCUACGCCGAACCUAAAUGUAAUCGAGUGUCCAACGCAAACAAACAAAUGCUGCGCAAUCCGCAGCAAGACCAGAUGACUCAUCCGCAUGACCCUAACUUGACCAAUGAUAUUCCAGAAGACAAGCGCGAAGAGAGUACCCUAUCAGAUGUCAAGACUCCGAUUAGUAAUCAAUCAUCAAACGAGGAUGACUCUGUCACCUCAACCAAAACAUAUAAAUAG
This is a messenger RNA of Lobosporangium transversale, 303 nucleotides long. RefSeq lists its product as hypothetical. The transcript has a single exon. Lineage: Eukaryota; Fungi; Mortierellomycota; Mortierellomycetes; Mortierellales; Mortierellaceae. Bases 1 to 303 code for a protein of 100 amino acids. The record is from RefSeq and is a predicted model, not a curated record.